UAUGGGAGUAUGUACAUCUAACAAUCAAAAUAGUUAUUUUAUUAAUACUACUAACUAAAAAUUGAAUAGGGAAUAAAAUUAUGACAAUUUUGAACCUCCAUGUUUUGGAGAAGAGUAAAUAGAUAGAGAUAGUCUUAAUUCAGAGACAAGUUUAUUAGACACAGAUGAGCUACAUUAAAAUUCUGAAAGAGCAACCUAAGAAUUAAGUUAAAGGGAAUUUGUAAAUAGAAUUGUUAGUGUACAUGACACUCCAAAUUCAAAAAGAUACUAUUUUGUAUAUGAUUAAAUGUAUAAUGUAAGACGUAAGGUACCAAAACUUAAAACAAUCAAUCAAAGCACUUUGAUCCAAAAACGUAAGUCAUUAAUACUUUGA
Molecule: messenger RNA, 373 nt
Organism: Paramecium pentaurelia
Lineage: Eukaryota; Ciliophora; Oligohymenophorea; Peniculida; Parameciidae
Source: the annotation of a GenBank genome assembly